Amoebophrya sp. A25 is the source of this 527-nucleotide messenger RNA. Lineage: Eukaryota; Dinophyceae; Syndiniales; Amoebophryaceae. The record is from the annotation of a GenBank genome assembly.
AUGCAGAUCUCUCUUUCGGAGUUCGUUCUCUCAUAUUGUUUUACUCUUUUCUCUCUCGUUGGUUCACAAUUUUCUACUUGUUUGUGGAAUCUUGUCACAUCGAUUCAUCCUGCGGGUAGGUGCUAUAGGCCGAUUAGGGAUGCGCAGGAUAUGGCGACUUUUCUCCUUGGUUUUGACAACCACUGCAACUGCAUCGACGACGAGAAAAGAAACUGUAUCCAUUUAGUUGAUUACCGAAAAGGAAGAUCCAAAGAGAAGGCAGUCUUGUUCUCAUCUUUCGAAUUAUUAUGUAGAGUCCGAACUUAGUUCGAGUUCGAGACCAUCUCAAGAUCACUACUAGUUUCAAAAGCGAGAAGCAUCUACAAAGCGCCCCAAACGUAAGCCACAGACUGUUGCAAUCAUAUCAUCUUCGGGACAGCAGUUUUGGUUCAAUUUAUGGACAUUUUCCCCACAUUAUUGAAGUUGUUCUUUGUCCUUUGUAGCUUUUUCCUGUAUUCCGAUAAGGCUCGGUGUAUUAUUUUAGGGCG